AUGGCCUUCACCACCAAAAAUGCCAUGAGAGCCCUCUUCCUCCUAGCGCUGGUGUGCGCUGUGCAAGCCGGAAAGGCGGCGUCGAAGGACGCUAAGGCGGCGGAUGAUGGCGCGGCGAAGGGAGGAGGGUCGUGUCCCAGCGGGUCGUGCGACAUCACCAAGCUGGGCGCGUCCGGCAAUGGCAAGACGGACAGCACCAAGGCGCUGGAGGAGGCAUGGGCGUCGGCGUGCGGCGGCACCGGGAAGAACACGAUCCUGAUCCCCAAGGGCGACUACCUGGUUGGCCCGCUCAACUUCAAGGGCCCGUGCAAGGGUGACGUGACCAUCCAGGUGGACGGCAACCUGUUGGCGUCCACGGACCUGAGCCUGUACAAGAAGAACUGGAUCGAGAUCCUGCGUGUGGACAACCUGGUGAUCACCGGCAAGGGCAAGCUCGACGGGCAGGGCUCCGCCGUGUGGAGCAAGAACUCCUGCGCCAAGAAGUAUGACUGCAAGAUCCUGCCCAACUCGCUGGUGCUGGACUACGUGAACAACGGCGAGGUGUCCGGCAUCACGCUGCUCAACUCCAAGUUCUUCCACAUGAACGUGUACCAGUGCAAGGACCUAGUGAUCAAGGACGUGACGGUGACGGCGCCGGGUGACAGCCCCAACACGGACGGCAUCCACAUGGGCGACUCAUCCGGGAUCAGCAUCGUCAACACGGUCAUCGGCGUCGGCGACGACUGCAUCUCCAUCGGCCCGGGGAGCACCAAGGUCAACAUCACCGGCGUCACCUGCGGCCCGGGGCACGGCAUCAGCAUCGGCAGCCUGGGGCGGUACAAGGACGAGAAGGACGUAACGGACAUCACCGUCAAGGACUGCACGCUCAAGAAGUCCAGCAACGGCCUCCGGAUCAAGGCGUACGAGGACGCCGCGUCCGUGCUCACCGCCUCCAAGAUCCACUACGAGAACAUCAAGAUGGAGGACGCCGGGAACCCCAUCAUCAUCGACAUGAAGUACUGCCCCAACAAGAUCUGCACCAGCAGCGGCGCCUCCAAGGUCACCGUCAAGGAUGUCUCCUUCAAGAACAUCACCGGCACCUCCUCCACCCCCGAGGCCGUCAGCCUGCUCUGCUCCGACAAGAUCCCCUGCAGCGGCGUCACCAUGGACAACGUCAAGGUCGAGUACAGCGGCACCAACAACAAGACCAUGGCCGUCUGCAAGAACGCCAAGGUCACCACCACCGCAUCCCUCAAGGAGCUUGCAUGCGCAUGAUGAGCGAUAUGAUCCCUCCAUCCUCCAUUGCCAUCCAUUUCAAUCAAUUCAAUUCCCUGGAUGCAUGGUAACUAGUAAACUAUAAAUAGCAGAUCGAGCAAAUCCGGCCUAGAUAUUCUUCUGCUUUAUUUCUUGCUUGAUUCCUCCCUCAGGCAAGAGUCAGGAGACAUGGAAUAACAAUGUUUGCCACACUAACAAUGUGUAAAGCACUGAUGAUCCAGUCAUGCCGAUCUUUUCUUUUCUGUGUUUUUCGUUUUAUUUUCUUUUUGGUAGGCUAGACAUAAUGCUAUGUAAAACUACUGCUUGUGAGUCAUCAAUGAAUGGAUGAAAUUG
Molecule: messenger RNA, 1587 nt
Organism: Setaria italica (foxtail millet)
Lineage: Eukaryota; Viridiplantae; Streptophyta; Magnoliopsida; Poales; Poaceae
Product: exopolygalacturonase
Exons: 1
Coding region: 1-1254 (417 amino acids)
Biological process (GO): carbohydrate metabolic process
Molecular function (GO): polygalacturonase activity
Source: RefSeq, a predicted model, not a curated record